Messenger RNA from Linderina pennispora, 582 nucleotides. RefSeq lists its product as uncharacterized. The record is from RefSeq and is a predicted model, not a curated record. The transcript has 2 exons. Bases 1 to 582 code for a protein of 193 amino acids. NCBI's taxonomy places the organism in Eukaryota, Fungi, Kickxellomycota, Kickxellomycetes, Kickxellales, Kickxellaceae.
AUGCAGUGGGCAUAUUUCAUCUUUGCCUACUACUUCGCCCAGGUGCUGCUCGCCUGGUGCCUGUAUUUUGCCAUGCGCCGGAUCGCCAAAAGCUUUAACGAGUUCCGUUCCGUCAUGCCUGGCCUGGCCCUGCUGACCAUCUCAGCUCAUCUGCACGGCCGUGUCACCGAGCUCUACUGGUGGAUGAUCGUCAUUAAGCCGGUUUUUGGCCACAUGUUCAUGUAUGAAAAGUGCCUCAAGCGCUUCCUCGAGGCUGUCCAGGACGAUGGCAUGACUGCGCGCCGACAGAAUAUCCCGGGCGUCCAGAAGCAGCUGUAUAAUAUCGAUAAUACCAUGAGCUCGGGCGGUGAUACUGCGCGCUUGGAGUCCAGCGCGCGUCUUACGGGUCCCUACGACCUGGCUGAGUCCGCCACGCGCCUGGAGGCUGUGCAAAUUUCCAGCGCUCGGCGUGCCAGCGAUGUCUCAGACUUUGCCUACCCGGCGUAUCUGCCCCGGCCGUUCAACCAGGACCCGCCCGAUGUCCAGCCAGGCUCAUUCAACCAAGUGAAGUUUGCACCGGCCUCCCAGACACAUAUUCUGUAG